Trichomonas vaginalis G3 is the source of this 684-nucleotide messenger RNA. Its product is annotated as zinc ion binding protein family. Bases 1 to 684 code for a protein of 227 amino acids. NCBI's taxonomy places the organism in Eukaryota, Parabasalia, Trichomonadida, Trichomonadidae. The transcript has a single exon. The record is from RefSeq and is a predicted model, not a curated record.
AUGAACAUUUUAUGUUAUUAUCGUGAUUGCACAGAAGAAGAUGCUGCAAAAAUGUAUAAAGAGCACAUUAUUGAUAAAAUUCAAGAUCAAUUGGAAUUUAAUCAAUACUUUACACGUCAGUGGGACAUUCAUAAACAACAGUGGAUAGCCGCUGCCAGACCAAAUGAAUUAACCGUUGUAAAUAACGUUUCUGAAUCUUUAUUUAAAAAGAUAAAAUAUCACGAUUUUGGCUGUGUUAAAAAUCAAAGAAUUGAUGUUUUUGUCAAAAAUCUUUUAGAAAAAGUUGCACCCAAUUACUUUUAUCGUAUUAAAAACGAUUUACUUCAAACAGGUUUUAUUCCUUCAAUUAGAAUUCGCGAGCCUCGAUUGACAGAUUAUAAAACAAAAUUGAAAAGAGAAGUUCAAUCACGUUUAUACCAAGUAUUAAAUUUUGUUCAGAAUCAAGAAGCCAAUUUGAAUCCAUUAAGAUUUUUAUUGGAAAAUGCUGAAGAAAAACUUUCUCAAAUAAAUGAGAAGAUACAAAAUUCAAUUGCAUAUUUAAGAUCGUUUGAAAUUCCAAAUGAAUUGUUAGAUACGUAUAUGUUAGAAAUUAAUGAAUUUUGUUAUAAUUCUCCAGAUUAUAUUUUAGAACAUUUCGAAGAAUUUUUAGAGGAUUUCAAAGAAAAGAAUAAUUUAAUAGACUAA